UCACUGCUAUAAACACACGGCUCAAAAGCUCAGUGAAGCGAGGCGUUGACCCAGAAGAAAAGAUGGGGGGAAGAGAAGGAACGGGGAUCCCCGCGAUUGAUCUGCAAGGUUUCCCGUCGCAGCACGAGAAGCUGCGAGGAGCCGGCGAGGAGUGGGGGUGUUUCCGGGUGUUCAACCACGGGAUCCCCGAGGCGCUGAUGGGGGAGAUGAAGGCGGUGGCGAGCUCGCUGCUCGAUCUUCCCACGGAGGCGAAGAAGAAGAGCGAGGACCGGGUGAUGGAAGGGACCGGGUACGUGCAGCCCUCCAAGGCGAAUCCUCUGUACGAGGCUUUGGGGUUUUAUGACAUGGGCUCUGCCGGAGCUGUGGAUAUGUUCUGUUCCAAGUUGAAUGCUUCUCCUCAUCAAAGAGGGAUAAUCGAGACAUACUGUAAAGCGAUGCACGAACUGGCCAUGGACAUGGCAGACAAGCUGAGUAGAUCCAUGGGACUGAGUGGCGGGGUGUUCGAGGAUUGGGCCUGCCAGCUCUGGAUGAACAGAUACAGCUUCGUCCCUGAAAGUGUUGGCUCUAUUGGUGUGGGACUACACACGGAUGCGGGAUUCCUGGCCAUUCUUCAAGACGACGACGCCGUGGGUGGUCUCGAAGUGAUGGACGAGUCUGGUUCGUUUGUACCAAUUGAUCCUUGGCCGGGCACUUUCCUUGUCAUUCUGGGAGACAUGGCUGCGGCAUGGAGCAACGGGAGAUUGUGCCGUGUGAAGCAUCGAGUUCAAUGCAAGGAAGGAAGAACUCGGGCAUCGAUGGGUGCUUUUCUACUAGGACCGAAGAAGGCAGCUAUUGAAGCCCCAGAAGAGCUUGUGGAUGCUGAACACCCACGCCUCUAUGCCCCUGUUACUUAUACAGACUAUUGGAAACUCCGGUUGGUAGGAAAAUCGCGCACAGGCGAAGCUCUCGCGCUAUUUCAAGCAGCGUCUGAGAUAUGAUGUGGACGCGAGUCGCACCACGUGUCGUCGACUCCGGGUUCAAGAAAUAAUCGGCAACUAUGUAUGUUGUAUUCAAGUCAAAACACGUUAUACUGGUUCUGCAUUCAUGCUUGUUGCA
Messenger RNA from Rhodamnia argentea, 1095 nucleotides. Its product is annotated as 2-oxoglutarate-dependent dioxygenase DAO-like. Lineage: Eukaryota; Viridiplantae; Streptophyta; Magnoliopsida; Myrtales; Myrtaceae. The coding region runs from base 63 to 977 and encodes 304 amino acids. Gene Ontology annotation, molecular function: dioxygenase activity; indole-3-acetaldehyde oxidase activity. The transcript is spliced from 4 exons. The record is from RefSeq and is a predicted model, not a curated record. Gene Ontology annotation, biological process: auxin catabolic process.